AUGGCCUCCCUGAAGGGCAGAGGCUCCAUACGAAACGAACAGACGGAGACAGUCUUCACAAUGCAAAUAGUUUUCUUGUCUCCACGCCUUCUUUCUGCACUCCCCACCGCCACCCAAUGCCACCUCUAUGCCCACGUCACCAUAAUCUGUUUGCUGCGCAUUUGUUUGAGUCGCAACCCCACCCCUCUGUUUAACCACACCACGGCUUUACGCGCGUACCCAAGAAUUCGGAAACCCCAACCAAAACUUCAGUUUCUUUCUUUCUUUCUUUCUUUCUUUCUUUCUUUCUUUCUUUCUUACGUGUCUCUUUCUUUCUUUCUUUCUUUCUUUCUUUCUUUCUUUCUUUCUUUCUUAGUGUCUCUCUUUCUUUCAUUCUUUCUUAGUGUGUUUAUUUGUUUCUUUCUCAGUCUUGUUCUUUCUUUCUCAGCGUGUCUCUUUCUUUCUCAGCGUGGCUCUUUCUUUCUCUCUUUCUCAGCGUCUCUCUCUCUUUCUUUCUUUUUUCUUUCUUUCUUUCUUUCUUUCUUUCUUAGUGUGUGUACUUGUUUCUUUCUCAGUCUUGUUCUUUCUUUCUCAGUCUUGUUCCUUCUGUCUUUCUUUCUUUUUCUUUCUUUCUUUUUUCUUUCUUUGUUUCUUUCUUUCUUAUUUCUUUCUUUCUUUUUCACUGUUUCUUUCUUUCUUUCUUUCUUUCUUUCUUUCUUUCUUUCUUUCAGGUUGUGUGUGUUUGUUCCUCUCUCUCUCCCCUUGUUUGUUUGUUUCUUUCUUUCUUUCUUUCUCCCUUUCUUUCUCAGUGUGUUUGUUUCCAAUUUUCUUCCUUUCUUUUUCUUUCUCAGUGUGUUUGAUACCUUCUUUCUUUGUCUCUUUCUUUCUUGCGUAGCUUUUUGCACUUUUAAAAUGUGCUUUCUUUCUUUUUUUUACGCAGUUUCCUGCUUUAUUUCUUUGCUUCCUUCUUUCCUUCUUUCUUUUUCAUGCAGCUUUACGAAUCUCUUUCUUUCCUUCUUCCAUUCUUACGUAACUUUUCGCCCUUUUAAAAUAUUCUUUCUUUCUUUCUUUCUUUCCUUCUUCCAUUCUUCCGUAACUUUUCGCUCUUUUAAAAUAUACUUUCUUUCUUUUUCUAUUACUCUCUUUCUUUCUUUCUUUCUUUAUUUGAAUCUCUUCCUCUCUUACGUAAAUUUACGCACUUUCUGUAGUUUUCUGUCUUUUUCUUUCUUUCGUUCAUUUAUUCUUUCUUUUUUCUUUCUUUGUUUUCUAUUCAUUCCCAAUGUCUUUCUUUCUUUAUUUAUUUAUUUUUGUCUUUCAUUUUUUCUUUCUUUGUUUCUUUCUAUCUCAGUCUUAUUCUUUCUUUAUUUCUGUCUUUCAUUCUUUCUUUCUUUCUUUCUUUCUUUCUUUCUUACUUUUGCCUUGACUUCGGUUUAUUUUAAAGCUGCUGGCUUGCUUAUUACACUCGUUCUGUUUGUAUUUCUCGCCUUGUCUUCCCUCUGUCCUUCCCGUCAGCCCUUCCCGCCAGCCCUUCCCGUCACCUUACCCACCUACGUCGCUGUCGAUCUCUUUUUUUUUUUUCCCCCCGGAGACAGUUUUCCAUUAGGGGCCGCCAUGAUUCGUUGA
This is a messenger RNA of Acanthosepion pharaonis, 1602 nucleotides long. The record is from the annotation of a GenBank genome assembly. Lineage: Eukaryota; Metazoa; Mollusca; Cephalopoda; Sepiida; Sepiidae.